Molecule: messenger RNA, 2278 nt
Organism: Homarus americanus (American lobster)
Lineage: Eukaryota; Metazoa; Arthropoda; Malacostraca; Decapoda; Nephropidae
Exons: 3
Coding region: 255-1880 (541 amino acids)
Source: RefSeq, a predicted model, not a curated record
AGUUCACUUUGUUUACCUCAUCAAUGAUCAGCUGAUGAGAUUGUAGGUCUCUGCGCCGAGAUGGCUGAAUACAGUAGUUGUUUCUUUUUGUAAUUAUGGUGAAUGACGAUAUAUUCCAUCAUGCAUUAGUUUUUAUAUAAGGAGUGAAAACUUGUUAAUGUCUUACUUUAGGGGCGCCUCCCCGUGCUUGGUUUUUCCUCAACAUUAUAUCACUAUUUCAGGUACAGUACAGUAAUGUGAAAACGCCCUCAAGAAUGCCACCUUUCAAACAAGUUGUGAGCUUGCAGACAUCUACACUCAGAAGAGUGGCUUAUCUGAUCAGGCGACUGUGUUGCGACCACAGUCUUUUGACCAGUGACCUCAUACCUGUAAUAGAUCAUCUGCAGACCUUCCUACCUCCUCAAAUCCAAGCUUCUGUGUGUCAUACGCUUCUUCAUGAGUCACAUAAGAUUGUAUUCCCUGAGCUACUCAAUCAAAAAUACAUCUACAUUUGCACACAACUGCAUGCCGAGUUCAUAUGGAUCAAUGAUAGUCGAAGUAUUGUACCAAUGUUGGAGAAGAUGGAUGGACAGAGUGUGAGAACUCUCAAGAUGACUGGGUCUCAUGGCCAGCUGGACUUAGAUCUGGAGUACAGUACAUAUGAUUUCCAGCAGUUCAUGAAACUUGAACCGCUUUAUAGGUUUCUUAGAACACUAACAAAUUUGACAACAUUGAAGUGCUCUCAAAUGUGUAAUAACUUCAUGCUUCAACUCUUGUCAAGAACUUGCCCCCACUUAGAAGAAGUUAACAUUGAAAUGUGUACUGAUGUAGAUGAUGAAGGUGUGUUUUAUUUAGGUGGCCAUUUUCCAUCCCAUGAUACAUAUUCUCAGAUAAGGAGAGGUGUUCGGAUACCCUCUAAGUCAGUUUGUACAAAACUCAGAAAGGUAAAUUUAGAAUACACUUUAGCAUGCACAGCCAGUGCAGUAAUGUUGCUGCAUUUGUGCCGAAAUAUUGAAGAACUCAUGGUUACCCCAGAUGUUAAUAUAGGGGAUGUAUUUACUACAUUACAUGGUACUAAUCCAGAAAAAUAUGAGGAAGUCACAACACAGUAUUCCCUCAGAAUUUUGCAUACAUAUAUGGAACUAGAUGAGAAUGUCUUAUCUUUAAUAGUCAAAACUUGUCCUCGAUUGCAUGAUGUUACAUUAAGAUGCAAUGGAGUGGAGAGAAAAGAUAGAAAUUUUCUAGCAACUCUUCUUAGUCUAAAUCUAAAAACCCUCAAUGUUAUGAAUUGCAGUAUGCCUGCCUUAUUGUGGUACUUGGAUCAGUGUGGGAGCAAUCUCAGAAGUUUAACUAUUCAGCACCUCACUAUGGCACCUUUAAGCCUGACAUUUACGAGAACUCAUCUUCAGAAUGUUAUACGUACCUGUCCCAAUCUACAGAGCUUUACACUAAAGCUUAACAAUAGUCCAAUCCAACCUGAUGUGCCUUAUUCUGCAAUUGGCUCUCGUCUUUUGUAUUUCAAGUCCCUGUCGCACCUGACACUCGAGGGCACAACAAUUACGUCUGAGGAUCUAUCAGUAUUAGUAAGUAAAUGUGAAUCUUUGCGUGAAUUGCAUAUUCUCAUCCAUAAUUUAGACAUGUUAGAGGACCAAGUACUCUAUGAUCUCCUGGCUACAGGUGCUAUGCAUAAUUUAUGGACUCUCUUUCUACACCGCCCAAUGUUGACAUUAGCUGGCCUUAAGAGGUUGCUUGUUGAAUGCCCACACUUGCAUACUAUUGGACCCCUUUCAUCAUGGGCCAUAAGCAAAAAAGAUCGAGAAGAACUGAGUAAAGAAAUUAGAAUGAAGAAUUGGGAUUUGAAUGUUGAGAGUCCCGAGAUGAUGCAUAUGUUUAUCCUCUGAGGCAAUGUUGCUCAUUAAGGUGACAUCAAGCUUGGGAGAAUGUAAAUAUUAGUUUUGUUUUUCCAUUGGUUCUGUAUACUGGUGUAUUAUUAUUAUUAUUAAACUCAUCUUUGAAUUCUUUAUGUCUCCCCAUCUUUCAUCUUCUGGCCAAAAAUUUCAUCACAGUUACUUUUUACUUUAAAUGCUCAUCAAAUUGUUCACUAUUCACAUCUGUUUACCUGUCUUAUAGAUAUCUGUCUAUUCAUAAUAUUUUUUUAUAAUUCUAACCAGUGAUGUACAGGUACUUGGGAUCAUGAACGAGAUCAUUCACAAUUUGAGCCUUUAUGGAGCACCUAAAGAUUAGCCCACAGACAGUUUUGGGCUGGUUAUGCUGGGAGCAAAACUUCUGGUAAGCACUG